Molecule: messenger RNA, 1846 nt
Organism: Ectocarpus sp. CCAP 1310/34
Lineage: Eukaryota; Phaeophyceae; Ectocarpales; Ectocarpaceae
Source: the annotation of a GenBank genome assembly
AUGGGCGGAUCACUCCAAAAUUUCCUAAAAUCUGUCCGCGAUGCUCGCCGGGUUUUCGUACCAAAGAACAUGCUUCGUGAAAACAUAAGAAACCCCUGGGCAUGGCACCACGCCCGCCCACAAACGCAAGCAGUGGAGCCCACCAGGAGAGAGUGCUGCUCCUCGCUAGGGUGCAAGGACGUGGCUACAUACACCUGGGUUGUGCAGAAGAAACGGGCUCAAUCCGCAGCAGGUGGGCGACCGCACUUCAAAAUCAUGGACGACCUGCGCGGGGCGGCUGCAGGGGGGGGCUGUGAUGAUUCUGGCGAAGAUGACGACGGCUGUGCUGUGCCCAUGUAUCGCCUUCGUUUUUUUUCUGUGAAAGAGAAGCAGAUACUGGAGGGCAAUAAGAGGGAAAGGGCCACAGCAAUCCGGAGCAACAUGGGAGCCACGACGAAGACUCGGACAUCAGCGGUAUUGAUCAAGACGAUGAAGAUUUCGAGGAUUUAGAGCGCCUGAACGAUUGCCUGGGUGCCUUCACCAGGGAAGAUGAGGAGGAGGAGGAUGAAGAGACAAAAGAUGAAGAAACGGGUCCUUCUGAACCCAAUCAUCAGACCUAUGCAGCCAUGGCCGAGAUCGUCGUCAAACAGCUCCCGACAGGCGAGAGGGUGGUUGACUUUGUUAGGGAGUGUAUCCGGGCGCAUUGGAUGGGGUAAGUGCCAGAGUACAAGCAGAUCGUCGUAGGUUUACUCGAUGUGCAGGAAGUGAAGGGCGCGAUUCUCGAGUGGUGGGGGGUGCUCGUGGGGGCGCUGGUGGAAAAUUCCAACAGCCGCCUUCGUCGAAAUGGGCACUAGCGUACGAGAAAAAGCGGGAGGAAGAGCGCUUUCCAAAGCAAGAAGAGUCCAGCAGCGAGCCGACCAUCGUCCACAAGGCUCUCGAGCUGGAAGUGGAUAGUCGGCGUGUCGCUCAUAAACUCACUUGCGUGUUCGGGGCCACGACGAGAUGAGUCGUUGACAAGACCCUCACGUAACAGGCGGACGCGGCCCAUCUCGUCAAAGUGGCGUAUCCCGCCGAAGACGUUGAUCGUGACAUUCAUCAACGGCGUCUAGUAUACAACAUUGCGGGGUGGCUUCUGAGUGGCGCUCCUUCACGCGUGGGUAGACAGCGUUCUCUUGGUUCGGCGUUUUUGCACUUCAACAGUCACAAAGUUGCAUCCGCUGAGGAGUUCCGGGAGGCUUACCCUCAUUUCAUCUUGGAAUUCGUGGUCGAGGAGAGAAACAACCCGUGGGAAGGGAAGGGUCUCAUUUUCGCGUCGGCUGAUUUCUUUCUUUUCGUGCGGGCGCUUGAGUCAGGGUAUCGAUCUCCACUGCUCAACCCCGCCCUGUUGGCGACGUACCUGGGUGACUUGGGCCGUCGGAAAUAUACAGGGUGGUUUCCACGGCUCAGCCCGUGAAGGCGGCAUGGGCAAGGUGUGUGGGUAUGAUGGAAGACCCUCACCUCGGGUCCGAUGGGGGAAAGGGGUGCGCAAAGCAAUGUGACAAGCUGUUCGAUUUCGUGUUGAAGAAGCGACACAAUUGCCGCAUGUUCGCGUUCGCGACUGAACUGACGAGGCCUGAAGAAGCGGUGGAGUGAAGGAAGUUCGGGGCCGAUGACCACAUGUUUGUGUGUGGGUGUUUUUUCUUGUCUGGUACCCUCCAGGUAUGGAAAGCUGAUUUGAUAAUCCCUUCGGGUUCGGGUAUACAUGAUAAAUUCCAAACACUCCCUCUGACCGGGGAUGUAAGGUGUUGUCGAUAGUCCUUUCCUUGCCCUUUUAUUUUUUGCGUGAUGCUCGGGUAGGAUAGGCGCUUCCUCAGGAACAAAAAAUCGG